GGGAAUUACACUUCAGUUUUCUUUCGACACCAAUUUCCAUCUCGCGCGUUCCAUUCUCUUUGCUGCAAAAAUUUUUCCAAUCGUCUUCGCAUUCAAGGUGGAGGGAAUUGAAUAUCUCUUCCAAUUUGUCGACGAUUGGGAAAGAGCUCCAAAAUCUCACUGCUUGGAAUAGCCGAAGGGUUAGGAGGAAGAAGACCAAAGCUAGAUCAGGCGGCGUUAUCCGGCGAUCCGCCGAAGAUGCUGCCGGACGCCGGCGGCGAAGAUGAGGACAAAUGGCUGGCCGAGGGGAUCGCCGGCCUCCAGCACAACGCUUUCUACAUGCACCGUGCUCUCGAUUCGAACAAUCUGCGGGACGCUCUAAAGUACUCGGCCCAAAUGCUAUCCGAGCUGCGCACCUCCAGGCUUUCCCCCCACAAGUACUACGAGCUCUAUAUGAGGGGGUUCGAUGAACUGAGGAAGCUGGAGAUGUUCUUUAAGGAGGAGACCAGGAGGGGAUGCUCUGUGAUUGAUCUGUACGAGCUUGUGCAACAUGCUGGGAACAUUCUUCCUAGGCUGUAUCUCCUCUGCACAGUGGGAUCUGUAUGCAUAAAAUCAAAAGAAGUUCCAGCAAAAGAUAUCCUUAAAGACCUUGUAGAAAUGUGUCGAGGUAUACAACAUCCUGUUAGGGGGCUCUUUCUGAGGAGUUAUCUCUGUCAAAUCAGUAGGGAUAAGUUGCCUGACAUUGGUUCGGAGUAUGAGGGGGAUGGUGACAGUUUUAUUGACGCUGUUGAGUUCGUGCUUCAGAACUUCACAGAAAUGAAUAAAUUAUGGGUUCGAAUGCAACAUCAGGGACCUAUUCGAGAAAAGGAGAGGCGGGACAAAGAGAGGAGGGAACUUCGAGAUCUUGUUGGGAAAAAUCUCCAUGUUCUUAGCCAAAUUGACGGCAUUGAUCUUGAUAUGUACAAAGAUACCGUGCUUCCAAGAGUGCUAGAACAAGUAGUUAAUUGCAAAGAUGAAUUGGCACAACAUUAUCUGAUGGAUUGUAUUAUCCAAGUUUUUCCGGAUGAAUACCACUUGCAGACGCUGGAAACAUUAUUAGGUGCAUGCCCACAACUUCAGCCGACUGUGGACAUCAUGACAGUCUUAUCUCAGCUUAUGGAUAGAUUGUCAAAUUAUGCUACCUCUAGCACCGAAAUUUUACCAGAAUUUCUUCAAGUAGAAGCUUUUGCUAAAUUGAGCAACGCCAUUGGAAAGGUCAUUGAUUCUCAGCCUGAGAUGCCUAUUUUUGGUGCCAUAACAUUAUAUGUCUCACUUCUUACAUUUACUCUUCGUGUACAUCCAGAUCGUCUUGAUUAUGUGGAUCAAGUACUGGGAGCAUGUGUUAAGAAACUGUCGGGCAAACCAAAAAUUGAGGAUAACAGGGCAACUAAACAAAUCGUUGCCCUUUUAAGUGCUCCAGUGGAAAAAUACAACGAUAUAGAUACAGCAUUAAAGCUCACUAACUAUCCCAGAAUCAUGGACCACCUUGAUAAUGGCACAAAGAAAGUCAUGGCAGUGGUUAUUAUUCAAAGCAUCAUGAAGAACAAUACCUACAUAUCUACUGCAGAGAAGGUUGAGGCAUUAUUUGAGUUAAUAAAAGGGCUUAUCAAGGAUAUGGAUGGAACUCAAGACGAUGAGCUUGAUGAAGAAGAUUUCAAGGAGGAGCAAAAUUCUGUCGCUCGCCUCAUUCACAUGCUGUACAAUGAUGAUCCAGAUGAGAUGCUGGAGAUCAUUCAAACAGUUCGGAAGCAUAUUCUUCUUGGAGGACCUAAACGCCUCUCUUUAACCGUACCACCACUAAUAUUUUCUGCUCUUAAGCUAGUGAGACGUUUGCAAGUCCAUGAAGGAGAUGAGGUCACUGAAGAUGUUCCUGCAACCCCUAAGAAAAUAUUUCAGAUAUUGAAUCAGAUUAUUGAGGCGUUAUCAUCUGUUCCUUCUUCUGAACUUUCCUUAAGGUUGUACUUACAAUGCGCAGAGGCUGCCAACGAUUGUGAUCUUGAACCUGUUGCAUAUGAAUUUCUUACUCAAGCGUUUAUAUUAUAUGAAGAAGAAGUUGCAGAUUCAAAAGCCCAAGUGACGGCAAUACAUUUAAUUAUCGGAACCCUUCAGAGGAUGACUGUAUUUGGAGUUGAGAAUAGAGACACACUAACUCAUAAGGCCACAGGGUAUUCCGCAAAACUUUUAAAAAAGCCUGAUCAAUGUAGAGCAGUUUAUGCUUGUUCGCAUCUUUUCUGGGUUGAAAGUCAAGAUGGAAUCAAGGAUGGAGAAAGAGUUCUUCUAUGCUUAAAGCGUGCACUGAGAAUCGCAAAUGCUGCCCAGCAAAUGGCCAAUGUUACAAGGGGUAGCAGUGGUCCCGUCACAUUAUUUGUUGAAAUACUCAACAAGUAUCUGCACUUCUUCGAGAAAGGAAAUCCUCAGAUCACAAGCUCUGCAAUCCAGGGUCUGAUUGAACUGAUCAUGACGGAGAUGCAAAGCGACAGCUCGCCCUCAGAUCCUUCGACGGAUGCUUUCUUUUCGAGCACGAUUCGUUACAUUCAGUUUCAGAAGCAGAAAGGUGGUGCCAUGGGCGAAAAGUACGAGCCAAUCAAGAUUUAGAAGUGCGAUGCGGUGAUGAGAGAGGUUUGGCUUCCUGAAAAAAAAAUCCUACCGGCAUUCUCAUAUUAUUGUCAAAUUUGAGUGAUAAAAUAAUGUAAAUUGUGUUAUAUUUUGUGCCGUCUUCAUUAAUUUUGAUGUAUUUCUUUCCUAAGUUUCUGCUGUCCAUGCUGAAGUUGAUUUAUUGUAGUAUUGUGAGUGUCAGUAAUUUGAAGGACACUGUUAGUCGAUAUUUCUGAUGCUUAAUUAGGCUUUCACUUGCCGUUUUCGAAGAAUAAAAUCUCUACUCUUGCUGAAAUCAUGUGGAG
This is a messenger RNA of Phalaenopsis equestris, 2918 nucleotides long. RefSeq names its product vacuolar protein sorting-associated protein 35B-like. Gene Ontology annotation, biological process: intracellular protein transport; retrograde transport, endosome to Golgi. The transcript is spliced from 22 exons. The coding region runs from base 238 to 2613 and encodes 791 amino acids. Gene Ontology annotation, cellular component: late endosome; retromer complex; retromer, cargo-selective complex. Lineage: Eukaryota; Viridiplantae; Streptophyta; Magnoliopsida; Asparagales; Orchidaceae. The record is from RefSeq and is a predicted model, not a curated record.